CGCACGUCUAAGAAUUAGAUAAUAGACAUACAAUACAUGGGUUUGCGGGUUAAUAUAUAGCGGAGCAAUUGGGGUAUCGAUUACUUAUCCACUUACCUAUUAUUUCCUUAAUUUUGUGUAUAAUGAUGGAAGGAAUAGGAACAGAAACACAUGAUGAAACACAGAGAGAAAUAGGUGAGUUUACAAAGAAAAUUGAUGAAAAUGUCACAAACUUACAAGUUCACGACUCGUCUUUGGAUUACAAAGGAAAGCUUCCUCUUCGAGCUUCGACUGGCUCAUGGAAAGCAUCCUUCUUUAUCAUAGCAAUAGAGUUUAGUGAGAGGCUAAGUAACUUUGGAAUAGCAACAAAUAUGAUAACGUACAUGACCAAAGUGAUGCACCAAGACUUGGAAACGGCGGUCAACAGUGUGAAUUUAUGGGCCGGAGUUUGUACUGUUAUGCCUUUGCUUGGUGGGUUCCUUGCUGAUGCAUAUACCGGUCACUACUUCAUGAUUCUUUUCUCCGCCAUCCUCUAUGCUCUUGGUUUAGGUGUUUGGACCAUGUCACAAUAUGUUCCUAGCCUUAAACCUUGCGGUGCAACCUUGACUACAUGCGAGCAUGUUACCAAGGUCCAUGAGUUGGUAUACUUUUUAGCGGCCUAUCUUGUGGCCCUAGCAGCAGGAGGCUACAAGCCAUGCUUAGAGAGCUUUGGGGCGGACCAAUUUGAUGACAACCAUACGAAAGAACGAAAGCAAAAGAUGUCGUUUUUCAACUGGUGGAGCAUUGCUCUUUGCACCGGCCUAUUAUUUGGAGUGACUUUGAUUGUGUAUGUACAAGACUACGUAAGUUGGGGACUUGGAUUUCUAAUCCUAGCCAUAACUAUGGGAUUUAGUGUCUUAAUUUUUGUUCUUGGAAGGCCCUUUUAUCGUUACAAGGCCGCUCUUGGAAGUCCCUUGACCCCAUUGUUGCAAGUUUUAGUUGCUGCCGUGGCCAAAAGAAAUUUAGCUUGUCCUUCUAAUCCAUCCUUGUUGUAUGAGACGCCGGAUUCAGGGAAGCUCCAAGGCCGGCGUUUGGGUCAUACAAAUAGGCUCAGAUUUUUUGACAAAGCUGCAAUCAUCGAAAAUCAUGAAAGUAAAGGAGUAGCCACGAAGAAACAAAGUCCAUGGAGGCUAGCAACCGUGACACGAGUGGAGGAAUUGAAAUUAUUAAUAACCAUGGUUCCCAUAUGGCUAACUUCCCUAGUGUUCGGCAUAGGCAUUGCCCAAGGUGGCACAUUUUUCGUUAAACAAGGGAGUUCAAUGAAUAAGAACAUAAUCAAAGACUUCGAAAUCCCAGCAGCUUCUAUGAAUGCCCUAAUAGCCCUAGGGAUGAUUGUCACAAUUUCUUUUUACGACAAGGUCCUUCUCCCAUACUUAAGACGAGUCACAAACAAUGAGAGAGGCAUCAACAUCCUUACAAGAGUUGGUAUUGGCAUGGUCUUGUUAAUCAUUGCAUUUAUGAUAUCGGCCUUGGUUGAAAGGGAAAGGUUAAAGGCGUCACUAGAAGGGAAAAUAAUGAACAUGUUUUGGCUAGCUCCUCAAUACUUAAUCCUUGGUAUAGGAGACGGGUUUUCUCUAGUAGGAUUGCAAGAAUACUUUUAUGAACAAGUUCCUGACUCUAUGAGGAGCUUAGGAAUGGCGUUUUUCCUAAGUAUUAUCGGCUUUGGGAGCUUCCUUACUAGCUUUUUAAUCAUCAUUGUAAAUAGCUUGACAAAGAUGCAUGGAGGAAAGGGAUGGAUAGGCAAGGAUUUGAACCAUAGUCAUCUUGAUUAUUUUUACUGGCUCUUGAUGACCAUUUUUGUAUUAAAUAUGUGUGUAUUUGUGCUAUUGUCUAAGAAUUAUAGGUACAAAAGUGUUCAGAGAAGUGUGGUUAUAGUAGAUAAUUCUUGUGAUGGUGAGAAUAAAAUGGAGCCGGGUUGUGUAUAAAGAGAGCUUAAUAAAAGUGACGUUGAAUUAUUGUUUGUUCAUCAUGAA
This is a messenger RNA of Chenopodium quinoa (quinoa), 1991 nucleotides long. RefSeq names its product protein NRT1/ PTR FAMILY 5.6-like. The transcript is spliced from 4 exons. Gene Ontology annotation, cellular component: membrane. Lineage: Eukaryota; Viridiplantae; Streptophyta; Magnoliopsida; Caryophyllales; Amaranthaceae. The record is from RefSeq and is a predicted model, not a curated record. The coding region runs from base 123 to 1943 and encodes 606 amino acids. Gene Ontology annotation, biological process: transmembrane transport. Gene Ontology annotation, molecular function: transmembrane transporter activity.